Messenger RNA from Pygocentrus nattereri (red-bellied piranha), 964 nucleotides. RefSeq lists its product as uncharacterized. The coding region runs from base 119 to 925 and encodes 268 amino acids. The record is from RefSeq and is a predicted model, not a curated record. Lineage: Eukaryota; Metazoa; Chordata; Actinopteri; Characiformes; Serrasalmidae. The transcript has 7 exons.
CCUUUCUGUGCCUCUUCCAGUCUCUCUGUAUCUCUGUUGCAAACUGAUGAUGACACUCUGCAACACUCUAAGCACAAUGGCUGCUUCCGUCUGAGAACAUCCUGUUUGAAGCCUCGCAAUGGUGAGGCUGUUUUUCAGAUACUGCGGUGUGAAGAAGGUGAAUCACACAAUGGUUCUGCUCUUUGAGCUGAGAUUCUUUGGUUUGUGGACGCUUUGGUGGUGCUGUUUGGUUACAGGAUCUACAGGAUGUCAAAUGCAGUACGUUGGCAGAAGCAGCGUAACCACUGAUCUGCAGUCUGAUGUUCUGCUGCCAUGUAACUUUGAAGCGACCCUCCUCGGAUCAAACAAGACGGCAGAUAUAGUAGCAGUGUGGAGUCAGACGACUAUACCAGCAGAUAAUCUACUGGAGAUCAGUCUGCAGGGUGGAGUAAUGUUCUGGAAUAACAGAGAUAAACGUAUUAAGACGUUCCCCAAACUCUCAAAAUCUGGAAACUUCUCCAUCCUCCUCCGUAAUGUACAGCAGUCUGAUCAGGGUCUCUACCGCUGUGAGCUUCAUGAGGGAAUCAACUGCCUGAUCGCCUAUCAGGAGGUGCAGCUUGGUCUUGCUGCUGUUUCUGAAUACCAGAAAACCAUCAUAGCAGGAGCAUCAGGAGGAGCAGUAUUACUACUUCUGUUCACAGCAUGUGUUUGCUACAUAGUGACUAAACGAAAACACCGACCGAGACAAGACAGGGUUAAAGGAUUUACACUUACUAACCCAGUGUAUGAUUCUGUCAAACAUACACAAAAGGAUGGCCAAAGCAGACACGAAGGUCCACGUCUUACCACAGUCUACGCCAGUGUUGGGUUCGCAGAGACCAGCACAGAGAAGGUGAUAUAUGAGGAAAUCGGCGUUAGAGCAUCAGAACAUAAUCCAGACAUCUAAUGGAUGAGCUCAGCUACUUUGAUGUGCACCAACUUGUAU